Messenger RNA from Parnassius apollo (apollo), 990 nucleotides. The record is from the annotation of a GenBank genome assembly. NCBI's taxonomy places the organism in Eukaryota, Metazoa, Arthropoda, Insecta, Lepidoptera, Papilionidae.
AUGUAUAAAAUUCUAGUGUUAGUGACAUUUGUUGCGGUCAGCCUAACUCAUGGCAAUAUCCUAGCUCCGAAGCUAAAACUGAACGAUGGCAGAGAAAUACCUGCUUUAGCACUAGGAACCUGGUUGGGAAACAACACGAAGCCCUCGGCAAAUGAAGUGGAACUAGCAGUGGGCUGGGCUAUCGACGCAGGAUACCGCCACAUUGACACCGCAUACGCUUACAAGAUCGAGGAUCAGGUCGGUCGAGGUGUAGCAAGCAAGCUGAACGGCGUCCCAAGAAGCGAACUCUUUAUUACCACUAAGCUGAGUAAUUCACAUCACGCACGAGACGCUGUUAUACCUGCUCUCCAAGAGUCAUUGCAAGAGUUAGGUCUGGACUAUGUAGACCUCUAUUUAAUUCACUGGCCCCUCGGACAAUUCGCUAAUUUAACUUAUGAUUUCACGGAUUAUCUCGAGACUUGGCGUGGGAUGAUGGAUGCAAAACAACAGGGAUUAGCCAAAUCCAUUGGACUGUCAAACUUCAAUGAGCAAAUGAUUGACAGAAUUAUAGACAACGGGUUGGAGGUACCUGCCGUGCUGCAGGUUGAGAUUAACCUGAACCUUCAACAACCGGAGUUACUUCACUAUUGCAAGGAUAAAAAUAUCGUUGUUAUGGGCUACACACCCUUUGGUUCACUAUUCUACGGCAAAGCUAAAUCUGAUGCCCCACCGCCACGUGUUGACGAUCCAUCUUUGAUUGAGAUUGCUAAGAAGUAUAACAAGACCGUACCUCAAAUAACUCUCAGAUAUCUGAUCGAACUGGGCGUUAUACCUAUACCUAAAUCCUUAACGAAAAAGAGAAUAGAACAAAACAUCGAUGUGUUUGAUUUUAAACUGACGGAAGAAGAAAGAACACUUUUGAAAUCUUUCGACAAGGGCUAUAGGACAAUACCGCAACUAAAAUGGCUGGAUCAUCCCUUCUACCCGUUCAAAAAACCACUUAAUCUGUAA